Messenger RNA from Brassica oleracea var. oleracea, 2867 nucleotides. RefSeq names its product elongation factor 2. Gene Ontology annotation, molecular function: translation elongation factor activity; GTPase activity; GTP binding. Gene Ontology annotation, cellular component: cytosol; ribonucleoprotein complex. Gene Ontology annotation, biological process: translational elongation. The transcript is spliced from 4 exons. The record is from RefSeq and is a predicted model, not a curated record. Lineage: Eukaryota; Viridiplantae; Streptophyta; Magnoliopsida; Brassicales; Brassicaceae. The coding region runs from base 101 to 2632 and encodes 843 amino acids.
GCAUAUAUCAAUCGCCUCCUCUCCGGCUCAUCUCUCUCACAAGCCUCUCCUUCCCCUCCAAGAGAUAUCGUAGGGUAUCUACAAAUCAGAGUUUGUCAAAAUGGUGAAGUUUACGGCCGAUGAGCUUCGUAGGAUUAUGGAUUACAAACACAACAUCCGUAACAUGUCCGUUAUUGCCCAUGUCGACCAUGGUAAAUCCACCCUGACUGACUCCUUGGUUGCUGCUGCUGGUAUCAUUGCGCAAGAAGUUGCUGGUGAUGUCCGUAUGACUGAUACUCGUGCUGACGAGGCUGAACGUGGUAUCACCAUCAAGUCCACGGGUAUCUCUCUCUACUACGAGAUGACCGAUGCUUCCUUGAAGAGCUUCACUGGCGCCAGAGACGGGAACGAGUACCUUAUCAACCUCAUCGACUCUCCUGGCCACGUUGACUUCUCCUCUGAGGUCACUGCUGCGCUCCGUAUUACCGAUGGUGCCCUUGUGGUGGUUGACUGUAUUGAGGGUGUCUGUGUUCAGACUGAGACUGUGCUGCGUCAGGCUCUUGGUGAGAGGAUUAGGCCCGUGCUGACUGUGAACAAGAUGGACAGGUGUUUCCUUGAGCUUCAGGUUGAUGGUGAGGAGGCUUACCAGACGUUCCAGAGGGUCAUUGAGAACGCUAAUGUCAUCAUGGCAACGUAUGAGGAUCCUCUCCUUGGUGAUGUUCAGGUCUACCCUGAGAAAGGAACCGUCGCCUUCUCUGCUGGUCUCCAUGGCUGGGCUUUCACCCUGACCAACUUUGCGAAGAUGUAUGCUUCCAAGUUCGGUGUUGACGAGACUAAGAUGAUGGAGAGGCUGUGGGGUGAGAAUUUCUUUGACCCUGCCACCAGGAAAUGGAGCGGCAAGAACACUGGGUCGGCUACUUGCAAGCGUGGGUUUGUGCAGUUCUGUUAUGAGCCCAUCAAGCAGAUCAUUGCCACUUGCAUGAAUGACCAGAAGGACAAGCUGUGGCCUAUGUUGCAGAAGCUUGGUGUCCAGAUGAAGUCUGAUGAGAAGGAGCUCAUGGGUAAACCUUUGAUGAAGCGUGUCAUGCAGACUUGGCUCCCUGCAAGUACCGCAUUGCUUGAGAUGAUGAUCUUUCACCUUCCGUCGCCCCACACUGCACAGAGGUACCGUGUUGAGAACCUGUAUGAAGGUCCUCUCGAUGAUCAGUACGCCACCGCCAUCAGAAACUGUGAUCCUAAUGGCCCUCUCAUGCUCUAUGUUUCUAAGAUGAUUCCUGCCUCAGACAAGGGGAGGUUCUUUGCUUUUGGUCGUGUCUUCUCUGGAAAGGUGUCCACUGGUAUGAAAGUCAGGAUCAUGGGUCCCAACUUUGUUCCUGGUGAGAAGAAAGACCUUUACGUCAAGAGUGUUCAGAGGACUGUCAUCUGGAUGGGUAAGAGGCAAGAGACUGUUGAGGAUGUUCCCUGUGGUAACACCGUUGCUAUGGUUGGUCUUGAUCAGUUCAUCACCAAGAAUGCUACGCUGACGAAUGAGAAAGAAGUUGAUGCUCAUCCUAUCCGUGCGAUGAAGUUCUCUGUGUCCCCUGUUGUACGUGUUGCUGUUCAGUGCAAGGUCGCUUCUGAUCUUCCCAAGCUUGUUGAGGGACUUAAGAGGCUGGCCAAGUCUGAUCCUAUGGUUGUCUGCACAAUGGAGGAGUCAGGUGAGCACAUUGUUGCUGGUGCUGGAGAACUCCAUCUUGAGAUUUGCUUGAAGGAUCUUCAGGAUGAUUUCAUGGGUGGUGCUGAGAUUGUCAAGUCAGACCCUGUCGUCUCGUUCCGUGAGACUGUUUUGGAGCGGUCUGUGCGCACCGUGAUGAGCAAAUCACCAAACAAGCAUAACCGUCUGUACAUGGAGGCUAGGCCUUUGGAGGAUGGUCUUGCGGAGGCUAUUGAUGAAGGCCGUAUUGGUCCAAGAGAUGAUCCCAAGAUACGUUCCAAGAUCUUGGCAGAGGAGUUUGGUUGGGACAAGGAUCUUGCAAAGAAGAUAUGGGCGUUUGGACCUGAAACCACAGGGCCCAACAUGGUUGUUGACAUGUGUAAGGGAGUUCAAUACCUGAAUGAAAUCAAGGUUUCUGUUGUUGCUGGGUUCCAGUGGGCUUCCAAGGAAGGUCCUCUUUGUGAUGAGAACAUGAGAGGGAUCUGCUUUGAGGUUUGCGACGCGGUGCUCCACUCUGAUGCUAUCCACAGAGGUGGUGGUCAGGUUAUCCCGACGGCGAGGAGGGUUAUCUACGCCUCGCAGAUCACCGCCAAGCCCAGGCUGUUGGAGCCGGUUUACAUGGUGGAGAUCCAAGCACCAGAAGGAGCUCUGGGAGGAAUCUACAGCGUGCUGAAUCAGAAGCGUGGACACGUGUUUGAGGAGAUGCAGAGGCCAGGAACACCGCUGUACAACAUCAAGGCGUACCUGCCAGUCGUCGAGUCAUUUGGAUUCUCAAGUCAGCUUAGAGCGGCAACCUCAGGACAGGCCUUCCCUCAGUGUGUGUUUGAUCAUUGGGAGAUGAUGUCGUCUGACCCAUUGGAGGCAGGGUCGCAGGCUUCAACGCUGGUGACUGACAUCAGGAAGAGGAAGGGUAUGAAGGAACAGAUGACUCCAUUGUCUGAUUUCGAAGACAAGCUGUGAGCAGCAAGCAAGCAGCCAACAAGGCUCACUAUGGUCACCCUUUUUCUCUCGAUCUCUACUGCAUUUUGUUUACUGUUUACUCUGUUUUGGUGGUUAUGAUGAUGAUAUGACUUUUAUCUGCGGCCACAUCCGCUUGAAUGUUUUGCUUUUUUUUAGUUGAGAACUGGUUUAUCUUUGUGUUUACUCUUUGCGCACUCUCUUAUUAUCCUGUUUGCAUUGGAACGUUGUUAUAAUU